AAAAGCAAAGUUAUUGUGACUACUAACUCGAAAAUCACGAAAAAGAGAACUGAAACUCUUACGCUGUUUAGUAGCUCUGUUAGCAAAACUUGAUCUCUGGAUCUAUUAUACUGAUUGUUUUGUUUGAAAGCGUUUCACGAUACGUUUAUCUCUCCAUCAACGUUUUAAUCGUAUUAAAGUUGCUAUUCUUGUAAAAAAACACUUUAACGAACAUCUUAAUGUACAAUGCACAGCCUAUACGCUGUUUAACAGCUGCUUAAUUGUUUCGAAUAUAUCUUAGACGCUUUCUUUUGAUCUUGACCUGUUAGAACAGCGAUUUUCACACAAAAUAAGUCGGUUCAAUGCAGGAACUAACUUAUCGCUUACAAUCUUUCCCAUUUCUAGAACACAAACCUCCGCGACGCCAUUCCGAUGCAAUCCACUCUCGGAAUCGGCAACAAGUGUUUACGCAAAAUAGUAACAAAUCAAAAAGGCCAAUUCGCAACGACCCUAGCAACAGCGAAUAAACACGUGUUACAAAACGAUUCCUUUAAACGACCGUACCGUACCACCAAAGGUUGCCUUGGGUGCUCACACGACUGUAUCGAUAUCCUUCGCGCUAUCGAUCCAACGAGCGAGGAAUAAAUUUUCAGUUCAGUUACAGUUCUCACUCGGUUCGGAUGUUAUUUUUCCGUUACACGAUACGAUUGUCGUGCUUUUUAAAUACUUUAAUUUCACUAUCGAUUCGUAUUCGAUUAGGCUCUUUAUCCGAGUGUCGUUCCGACUGUGCACCAGCGUCCUGUUCCGAUGAGAUUAAUCAAGAUUUACCUUCGUUACUAUCCACCAGGAAUUGCUCUGAACUACCAAAAGAAAGGUAUCGAAGGGACAAAAAUGAUAGAUUUGUUCGAUCUUACUCCAAGCUGUGAUCUCCAAGUGCUAACGAAGCAAAUUGCAUCCACCGAACCACUUAUUACGCAAGAAGUGUUCCCCCAGGUUACGGAAAUACUGGAAAAGCUGCAAAAGAAGCUAAAGGAACCAGUGAAGACAAAGUUUUAUCUAUUUAAAACGCUACAAACUCACAUUCUGCCGCUCACGAAUGUGUGUUUCGACAAGUCCGGAAAGAAAUGUAUUACCGGGUCUUAUGAUCGUACCUGCCGCAUAUGGAAUGUGGAGAGCGGCGAUGAAGAGAAAGUUCUUAAAGGCCACGAAAAUGUCGUCUUUUCUGUGGCCUACAACUAUCCCAGAUGGUAUGUCUUCGUUGCUUACAUAGCAGUAACACUUACACCACGGUUUCUUUCUUUCCCCCUCCUCAUCAGUGACCGUAUACUUACGGGAUCGUUUGACAAAACUGCCAAGAUAUGGAAUCCCGUUUCGGGCAACUGUAUCAACACCCUUUGGGGACAUACGGCCGAAAUUGUGGGUGCCGAAUUUAAUCCACAUCAGUGCGAGUUGGUCGCUACCUGCAGUAUGGAUAAUACGGCUCGCGUUUUUCAUUCCGAAACUGGCCAAGAGGUACAUCUGUUUGCGGACCACUCGGCCGAAGUUAUAUCUGCACGGUUCAACAAGGAAGGAACGCUGCUGCUGACGGCCUCGUUCGACGAAACUGCCACCGUUUGGGAUAUGCGUGCGAAGGAACAUGCCAUCGUUAUCCGAGGUCACGAGGCGGAGCUAAGUAACGCAGUUUGGAACUUCCAGUGCAAUCUAAUCGCAACAAGUUCCCUCGAUCGGACGGCCAAGAUUUGGGAUCUUCGACGUCUGGACGAUGCACAGGCAACGGCCACCCACAAGGACGAGGUGCUCGAUGUUGCUUUCAACUGUACCGGCACUCGAUUGGCCACCGGUAGUGCAGACUGUACUGCCAAAGUGUGGGACGUUACCGGGAACUUCGAACUCGUCACCAUUAUGGCGGGCCAUACCGAUGAGGUGUCCAAGGUAACGUUCAGCCCACCGGGCGGUUUGUUGCUGACAGCAUCGGCAGACAAGACGGCACGCAUCUGGAACUCGGGCACCGGAACCUGCACCCAAACGCUGUCCGGGCACGAUGGGGAAGUGUUCUCCUGCUCGUUCAACUACUCCGGUGACGCCAUCAUUACCGCAUCGAAGGACAACACGUGUAAGAUAUGGAGAUGAUACGACUGGUUCUCCGGGCAGGCCUUUAAAAUACUUCUACGUCAAAAGUGUAUCAAAGUGCUGGACUAGCCUUCGGAGUGGCCUAGGAGAUGGGUGUAAAGCGUUCGUUAAUCCUAGGCAAAGACGGCACCGAUGUAACUGUUGCGUUUACAGAAAUGUUAUUUGAAACGAAAAUUUUUAUCUUUUAAACAUCGUUAAUAAUUCACAAUCAUAAAAAGUUAUGUUAGCGUAGGUAGGAGAUUGUGUACACAUUGGUUAAUAUUUGUUAAAAGUUUUUCAGGACAAAAGCAUGCUACCUGCUAGUGUUGUUUGUUGAAAUUUUUAUCUACAAGUAGAUUAUAAUUAGAAAAAAAGGAAAUAUUAGCGUUUAUAAAGGUACAAGUUAGAUUAUAUAAAGAAGAUUACAAAUUGAAUUUAGUGAAAACGAAUUAAAAUAAUUAUUACAAAUAUGUUAGCAUAAGUUUAGAGCUAUUUAGAAGUUCUUUGUAAUUCCAUUUAUACAGUAAGCGUUUUUUAAAUUGUGAAGUUGUUAAACUAGAUGUAAGGUGCAAUAAAAAGAAGGUUAUAGAUCGCUUAUCACAUCGAUUCCCAUUUAGUCACAGUUGAACAUAAAUCUCCUAAUCACGGGCAGCUUGCACAUCUGCAUACGAUUGAUGUACGCUCACACGGAGCGCACCGAACCGUAGCAAAACUGCCCUUUUGAUCUGCUGCUCGAGCUCAUCGAAUGGCCGUCGUAGAAAGUUUGUUUGUUUAAUGUUCUUUAAAUUGAUUCUUUCUUCGAUAAGAACGGCACCUACACACGGGCCCCGGCUACGGAACCUGCUACGAAUAAACACAUUUCGAAAAUGUGUGCCCAAUCUGUCCCAGAGAGUGGUAGCGGAAUGUUAAGAAUCAUUCUGUCACACACAUAUCCAAACCCACUUUUUGUGCCCUCCCAAAAACCCUGGCCUCCACAUACAAAAUAGCAAAUAAACAAUCCUUGUUUGAUUUCGUUCCUUACGGCUUUUUGUUCUUUUACGGCUGGAAUGGUUUCCUUUUCUCAGCGGGAAAUUUCGAAGACGGUAAGCAAGAUACAUUCCUCUAUGCUUCUGUGCUGUGGCGUAGCUCAAGUGUUAACGAAACAGCUGCGGCCAUGCUCACGGCUCACUUCCCAUGGACGACGGGAGGAUCAUCAGAGAGGUCUGGGAAAAACUAAGAACCUGUGAGGUGUGAAGUUGGGUCUUUCUCUGCAACGCAAACUUCGGUACAAAAUCUAACCCGACAGGGACAUGAAGGUACGCAAUGUGUGCGUCUUCUUAAGGUGAGUUUUACCUACAAAUUAUAAAGAAACUAGGGCAAAUGAAAAGAGGUUGAAUAAACUUUAAUGGAAACACAUAAAUUAAUAAAACAGAAAAAAAGAUAUUUGGAGUAAAAUUAAAUUCUAGUUAGUUAUUUCUGUUAUUUUUGAAACAGCAAUAAAACCCACCACUAAAUCUUUCGACUUGUCUUGUCUUUCCUAAUCGCUGCUGCGAAUUCUCCCUACCAACAUCGCCCCCCCUGCGGUCAAUGCUUUUGUUUUUCGAAUUUUCUGUCCUUUCUAUGAUUCAGCCAUGCGUAUCUCAACCGUAUCUCGAUUGACCGUCCGACAGAACUUGCGUUGGCAGGGAAUCGGUAUGUACAGUUUCCAUGCCAGUGAGUCUUGACGUAGCUUUUCCACUCCAGCACAGAAAGACAUACACACUCUCACAAGGAAUCCAUACAUAAAUGAAGCACAAACCAAGCACCAAGAGAC
This is a messenger RNA of Anopheles funestus (African malaria mosquito), 3880 nucleotides long. RefSeq names its product dynein assembly factor with WDR repeat domains 1-like. Lineage: Eukaryota; Metazoa; Arthropoda; Insecta; Diptera; Culicidae. Gene Ontology annotation, molecular function: protein binding. The record is from RefSeq and is a predicted model, not a curated record.